This is a messenger RNA of Onthophagus taurus, 1431 nucleotides long. RefSeq names its product facilitated trehalose transporter Tret1-like. The record is from RefSeq and is a predicted model, not a curated record. Lineage: Eukaryota; Metazoa; Arthropoda; Insecta; Coleoptera; Scarabaeidae. Gene Ontology annotation, molecular function: transmembrane transporter activity. Gene Ontology annotation, cellular component: membrane. Gene Ontology annotation, biological process: transmembrane transport.
AUGGUGAUUAAAAACUCCAUCAACGUUUUUACAAUAUCCGAAAAUCAACAAUCGAAAGAAAAUAAAAUUAUUAAUCGAGAACGAUUUAAUUGGUUCUUAUAUUUAACAGCUUUCGUUGUUAAUUUAUCAUCAAUAGCUGCGGGGAUAUCAUACGCAUGGUCAUCACCGGCAAUUCCAAAGCUAAAAAUUCCAGUUCCUCACGAAGAUAACCCCUUAACAAAGGAUUUAACGUUAAACGAAGAAUCUUGGAUAGCCUCGUUCCUCCCAGUUGGGGCAUUAUUCGGCGCUUUCACAUCCGGGGCUUUAUUCCCAUCAAUCGGGAAGAAAAAAACCCUUUUAAUAACCAUAACCCCAAUUAUUUUAUCAAACAUAAUAGUCGCGUUUUCAACAAACGCUUAUAUCUUUUACGUGGGAAGAUUUCUUGCUGGGAUAACAGUUGGGGCAUCAACCACGGUUAUCCCACUUUAUUUAUGCGAAAUUGCCGAAUUAAAUAAUCGCGGAAGUUUGGGGUGUAUGUACUCGACGUUUUUAUCGAUUGGGAAUUUGUAUAGUUAUGUAAUUGGGCCUUGUUUGGAUUUAACAACGUUUAGUUUGUCUUGUUUGUGGGCCUCGGUGGGUUUCUUUGUUAUAUUUCCUUUUUUCCCGGACACCGUUUUAUUCUAUUUGGACCAAAAAAAUGAGGGGAAAGCUUCGAAAGUUUUGCAAAAAUUUCGCACGACGAAUUCCGACGAAGAAUUUAAUCAGAUUCAAUCGUCUUUUGUGAAUAAAAUUGAGAACAAUGAGAAUUCUUGGGUUAUCUUUAAGCAAAAAAGUUUUCGUAAAGGUCUCGUUAUUUGCCUCUCUUUGAUUGCGUUUCAACAAUUUUCUGGGAUAAGUAUUAUUAUUUUUUAUAUGCAAUCGAUUUUUGAUAGUACGGAUUCUUCGAUUUCUUCUUAUAUUUCAACAGUUGCUGUUGCGAUCGUCCAAUUAAUUUUUUGUGUCAUAUCUGUAAUGAUAGUUGAUAAAUUGGGAAGGAAAGUUCUUUUAUUGUAUUCAGCUUUUGGGACAGUUUUAGCCCUAAUUUUAUUAGGGGCCUAUUUUUAUUUCCAAGCGAACGAAUACAACAUGGAUUUCUUCUCUUUACUUCCAAUUGGAAGCAUUUUACUUCACAUGGCUGCUUAUAACGUGGGAUUUGGCCCAGUUCCUUUCGCCAUUCUCGGUGAAAUUUUUCCCCCAACUCCAAUCGCCUCUACAUUAACCGCCGUUACUUGUUUAUCAUUAACCUUUUUUACAACCAAAUUCUUUCCUAGUAUGGUUAAUUUAAUCGGACAACAUUACUCGUUUUGGCUGUUGGCCAUCAUCAUGAUUAUUGCAAUGAUUUUUAUUGUUGUUUUCGUCCCUGAAACUAAAGGGAAAUCUUUAAAGGAAAUUAUGGCGAUUUUAGAACAAUAA